This is a messenger RNA of Botrytis cinerea B05.10, 753 nucleotides long. RefSeq names its product Bcrpc10 (gene Bcrpc10). NCBI's taxonomy places the organism in Eukaryota, Fungi, Ascomycota, Leotiomycetes, Helotiales, Sclerotiniaceae. Bases 230 to 466 code for a protein of 78 amino acids. The transcript has 2 exons. Gene Ontology annotation, biological process: DNA-templated transcription. Gene Ontology annotation, cellular component: RNA polymerase II, core complex; RNA polymerase I complex; RNA polymerase III complex. Gene Ontology annotation, molecular function: DNA binding; zinc ion binding; DNA-directed RNA polymerase activity. The record is from RefSeq and is a predicted model, not a curated record.
GACCGAAGCUUAAGACUAGCGUUUUGAUAUCCAUACCCAACCCGCCUAACCCCAAAGCAAUCUAGCCUAUUCUCUCGCCGCCGUACCCCACAAUAAUUUCUCAGCCUUCCGCUCAAUAAUAAUCCAUCUCUCUUUGUAAGAAAAUCUUCCCGCGACACCUUGCACCGCAACCACAUUCCAGCACUCCCACUUGCACAACCAUCCUACCGCCAACAACAACCCCUUCAACAUGUCAGACGAUUACCAAGUACCCACCUCGGUCCCAGCGACAAACCCCACACAAGCCCCCAAUCCAUAUGGCGCAUCCGGAGUUUUGGGCGAUGGACCUGCGAUCAAGUAUUUGUGCGGCGAUUGCAAUGCGAGUGUGAUGUUGAAGAGAGGCGAUCCCAUUAGAUGCAAAGAGUGCGGCCAUCGUGUUCUGUACAAGGAGAGAACUUCCAGAAUGGUUCAAUUCGAGGCAAGAUGAUUGGGGAUAGUGUGCGGAAUGGAUGGCUAAAUUGGGAGCGAACAAGGUUAUGUGACGGAACAUGUGAGGAUGGAGAGACAUGGAAGAAGAUUGGAAAACGAAGAAACUUGGGAGGGGACUGGGAAAUGGUUGAUACAAUUUUGAUGGAGUGGUAAUGGUCAAGGUACGAGACAUAUCUCGAGGCGCAUGGGUAUAAAAAGAUUGUCACUACUCGAUGGCCGGCGUAUGUUCGAUAGAGGACUAGGACAACCAUAUUGUGUACAUUGAAUUACAUUUUUUUCUGCCCA